UGCUUGCUGCAAGUCCUCCCUCAGCUGAGAUGUACUCUGGUGCUGCGUUCUUUUUUUUCCUCUCUCUCUCUUUCUUAUGUUUUCUUCUUGUUGUUUUUCUUUUUAAAUGUAUAAAGUGAAGAGUUCCUCUUCCCCCCUCUCCCUUUCCACUCCAAAGAACCAACCUCCAGUUAAUUAAACGCUGGAACUCCUGCUACUGUGCCAGAGGGGAGAGUGAACCUGUGCCUGCAUGUGUGUAUGUGUAAAAUAGAUACAAAAAUGUCAAUGAACAGCAGGAAAAGUUCUGGGAGACCGUCUUACUACUAUCGACUGCUCCGGAGGUCACGACUUCAGAGACAGCGAAGCAGAUCCCGGAGCCGGAACAGGCCGCUUAGUAGGGAGUCCCCCCCGGAGAGGUGUGGGCAGAGGCGCAGCAUGCCCAGCGGGGUCACUGAGAAGAACCCCACCAUGGAGCCUGCUGCCACAACGCCUUUCCGGGUCACGGGGUUCCUCAGCCGCCGACUUAAAGGCUCCAUCAAAAGGACAAAGAGCCAACCCAAGCUCGACAGGAACAGCAGCUUCCGCCACAUUUUACCUGGCUUCAGGAGUGUGGACAAUGAAAGAUCCCAUCUAAUGCCGAGGCUGAAAGAAUCACGCUCCCACGAGUCUUUGCUCAGUCCCAGUAGUGCUGUUGAAGCUCUGGAUCUCAGUAUGGAGGAAGAAGUGGUCAUCAAGCCCGUCCACAGCAGCAUCCUGGGACAAGACUAUUGCUUUGAGGUGACGACUUCAUCAGGAAGUAAGUGCUUCUCGUGUCGUUCUGCAGCAGAGCGAGAUAAAUGGAUGGAAAACCUGCGGCGUGCCGUGCACCCAAAUAAGGACAACAGCAGAAGGGUAGAGAAUAUGUUAAAGUUAUGGAUUAUUGAAGCCAAGGACCUGCCAGCUAAGAAAAAAUACUUGUGUGAAUUAUGCCUGGAUGACGUUCUUUAUGCACGAACUACCUGUAAAUUGAAAACUGAUAAUGUCUUUUGGGGGGAGCACUUUGAAUUUAAUAACCUCCCAUCGCUCAAAAACAUUACGGUGCACUUAUACAAAGAGACUGACAAGAAGAAAAAGAAGGACAAGACCAAUUUCAUUGGACAGGUGAACAUCCCCGUCAGCUCUGUCACGGGCCGGCAGUUUGUAGAGAAAUGGUACCCAGUGGUCAGCCCCAACCCCGGUAAGGGCAAGUCCCCGGGGCCCAUGAUCCGCAUCAAGUCACGCUACCAGAGUAUGAGCAUUCUUCCCAUGGAGAUGUACAAAGAGUUUGCCGAGUACAUCACUAACAACUACAUGGUGCUGUGCUCGGUGCUGGAGCCCUCGCUGAGCGUGAAGAACAAAGAGGAGAUGGCAUCUGCGCUGGUGCACAUCCUGCAGAGCACAGGCAAGGCCAAGGAUUUCUUGACUGACCUGAUGAUGUCUGAAGUUGAUCGCUGUGGUGAGAAUGAGCAUCUCAUUUUCAGGGAGAAUACACUGGCCACCAAAGCAAUCGAAGAGUACCUGAAGCUGGUGGGGCAGAAAUACUUGCAAGAUGCCUUAGGGGAAUUUAUCAAGGCACUGUACGAAUCAGAUGAAAAUUGUGAGGUGGAUCCCAGUAAGUGUUCGUCUUCGGACCUUCCUGAACAUCAGAGCAAUCUGAAAAUGUGCUGCGAGCUGGCCUUCUGCAAAAUCAUCAACUCCUACUGUGUCUUCCCAAGGGAGCUCAAAGAAGUUUUUGCCUCCUGGAGACAAGAAUGCAGCAGCCGAGGCCGCCCAGACAUCAGUGAGCGACUGAUCAGUGCCUCUCUGUUCCUCCGGUUCCUCUGUCCGGCCAUCAUGUCCCCAUCCCUCUUCAGCCUCCUGCAGGAGUACCCAGAUGACCGCACAGCACGCACUUUGACCCUCAUUGCCAAGGUCACCCAGAACCUCGCCAACUUUGCCAAGUUUGGCAGCAAAGAAGAAUACAUGUCCUUUAUGAAUCAGUUCCUGGAACAUGAAUGGACUAACAUGCAGAGAUUUCUACUGGAGAUUUCCAAUCCUGAAACCAUCUCAAACACGGCUGGCUUUGAAGGCUACAUUGACUUGGGCCGGGAACUGUCCACUUUGCACUCGCUGCUCUGGGAAGUCAUCUCUCAGCUGGAGCAGGGCACUGCAACAAAGCUUGGGCCUCUGCCUCGGAUCCUGAGGGAUGUCAACUCGGCACUCAGUAACCCAGCCUGCGUGCAGGUCUCGGUCACAGCCGAUCACACCGCAUCCACGCCUAAUGCUGGCAACAGCAUCUCUGCGGGGCUGCAGAAAAUGGUGAUAGAGAAUGACUUAUCUGGUCUGAUAGAUUUCACACGGUUACCAUCUCCAACCCCUGAAAACAAGGACUUGUUUUUUGUCACAAGGUCUGCUGGGGCCCAGCCCUCACCUGCCCGAAGCUCCAGUUACUCAGAGGCCAAUGAGCCCGACGUGCAGAUGUCUAAUGGCAGCAAGAGUUUGUCCAUGGUGGACUUGCAGGAUAAUCGGCUCUUGGACAGUGGGGCCAACGCGUCUGGCACGUCUGACUCCCUCAAUGACAGUCAGUCGUCCCUUGGGCAGUUGCAGGGCGUGUGGACCGCACGGACUCAGCAGAACAGCGUGACGGGCAUGGCCACCGUGCGCCGGGUGGGCCAGACCCCCACCACGCCGAGCGGCGAGAGCGCACCUGGCCGGCCCCAGCUCCUGGCACCCCUCUCCUUCCAGAACCCCGUCUACCAGAUGGCCGCCGGGCUGCCGCUCUCCCCCCGCGGCCUGGGCGACUCCGGCUCCGAGUGCCACAGCUCGCUCAGCUCCCACAGCAACAGCGAGGAGCUGACGGCCAACAAGCACGGCUUCGCCGCCCCCGCCGCCAGCGAGGACUUCACCCGCCGGACAGGGGAGCUGGCCCGCCGGCAGCUCUCGCUGACGGAGAAGGGCGGCCAGCCCACCAUGCCGCGGCAGAACAGCGCGGGACCGCAGAGGCGGAUAGACCAGCCGCCCCCGCCGCCCCCGCCGGUCACCCGCGGCCGGACGCCACCCUCCCUGCUGAACACGGUUCAGUACCAGCGACCCUCCAGCGGCAGCAUGAUGUCCUCCUCGCCCGACUGGCCUGGCAGCGGCGCCCGCCUCCGGCAGCAGUCCUCCUCCUCCAAGGGCGACAGCCCCGAGAUGAAGCAGCGCACGAUGCACAAACAGGCCCCUUCUCCUGUGAAUCCCAAUGCCCUGGACCGCACUGCUGCUUGGCUUUUGAAUAUGAACAUGCAGUUUUUAGAAGAUGAAAGCAUUGACCCAGAUUCCAAGCACAGGGAUAAGCUCAGGAAUAAGGACGAGCUCAGCCAAGCAGAAAAGUACCAGCAGGACCUAGUGGUGCUGCAGGACAAGCUUCGCAUCUCCAACAAGAAGCUGGAGGAGUAUGAGACUCGCUUCAAAUGCCAGGAGGAGACAACGCAGAAGUUGAUGCUGGAGUACCAGGCCAGGCUGGAGGAGAGCGAGGAGCGGCUCCGGAGACAGCAGGAGGAUAAGGAGAUCCAGAUGAAGGGCAUCAUCAGCAGGCUGAUGUCAGUUGAGGAGGAGUUAAAGAAGGACCAUGCAGAAAUGCAGGCUGCCGUGGAUUCCAAGCAGAAGAUUAUCGAUGCACAGGAGAAACGCAUUGCUUCCUUGGAUGCUGCCAACGCACGGUUAAUGAGUGCCCUUACUCAGCUGAAAGAGAGGUACAGCAUGCAGACACGUAAUGGGAUCUCCCCCACAAACCCAACUAAAUUGCAGAUUACAGAGAAUGGAGAAUUCAGAAACAGCAGUAAUUGUUAACCCGUGGAGGGUGCUGCCGCAGGAGAGGAGGCCUGGCCAGAGAGACCGUGCAGCAGCAGGUGUGAGCCGCGGCUUCAAAGAACGGCUGCUCUCUCCCCCCAGAGAAACCAGCUCCUUACUGCGGACGGCGCGCUGGACUGAGCCUCUGUGGGAGAUGCUAAUGCCAGCACAUUGAGGGGACGGAAAGAUCGAGUGUGAGAUGAGUGGCAUAAGGAAAUAACAUAUAUUUGAGAAUCGCUGUCACUGUUGGAUUUAAGUCAGUGUUUAAUGUUUAAACAAAAGUAACCUUUUCCUUCUAAACUGCCCAAAGGAUACGCCUCACCCCUCCCAGCAAGGAAUAAUGUCCUUGUCAUUGCAGUAAGCGAAAUAAAGGGAGCUGGGCAGAGCCUGCAGCAGGCAGUGGCCCAGUAAGCCCAGUUAAAGUGUGCUGCUGGAUGUAGCCGUACGAGGGAUGGCAGCAGAGCUUGGCCCGCUCCUCCUGUGACUCCCCAUGGAGCACAGCCCUCUCCCAAAGCAAAGCCCGAGCUGAGCCCAGCCAUCUUUCCUCCUGUGGCUUUUGUGAGGCCACUGACUUUUACAGCGGGCGACUGUCCACAGGGCAUUUACGCAGCUAAUUAGUGUUUAAUUAACUCCGCCCAUAUAGGGAGUGCAGUGCAGCUGGAAGGUCAGGGCACACUGUGCGUGGUGGCAGCCAGAGGGGUGCCGUGCCAGAAGGGUGCUGUGCCAGAAGGGUGCUGCGUGGGGAGCCACGGUGGCGGGGCAGCGGAGGGCACGGCACGGCACGGCAGGCACUGGUGGGGCUCCGGGGCCCGGGACAGCCCGGGGAGCCCAGCAAGCCCAGGGCUCUGGCACGCAGGUGGAGGGUGGAGCUGGCACCUGGUGAAUGGCAACUUGAUUUCUCUCUACAGCUUCUGCUCUCUCACAAGUAUUGGGGAAGAGUCUUUGUAAGCAAUAACCCCGGGGCGCUGGCCCACACACACACACUUCCAGCCACAAAAUAAAGUCAGUGUUGCCUGAGCUUGGUUCCCGAGCUGUGAAUGAGGUGCAGGGGCUGGAUUUCCUGGUGCCCGCUGUGGUAGAGGGGGAGCGAGGGGCUACGUGAAAUGGCCAGCUUCUUGCUUGACAGAGGGUUCGUUAUGGGGAUGGAAUGCUCUGUGCAGAGAUUUUUACUAUUUCUGGGGAGAAAAACAGACAAAGAAACAAGAAAAAGCCCUGAAGAACCAUGAAGAUCGGUAAUUGUAUCUCUUUUCUUUCACAGUAUGCAUUAGAAAAAAAAAGAUCCCAUUUUCUGGAAUACUGUCCUCUUUAAAUUGGGAAUGAGCACUGCAUGGAAAUUAACCGGCUUGAAGAAUGUAAAACAUGGUCAUAAGGGAGUAACCAACAAGAACAGCAGCCACCACCGAAAGCCCCCUUGUCAGGAGCACUGUGCAGGCAUAAGCCAGGAUUAGACUUUCCUAACUGCUGAAACACGCAGAUUCGGCACAUUCAGACACGUUGUGCUCAGCGGAGGGGUCACCUCCUUAACGGGGGAUUGUGCCACUGACCUGCCGCCACGGUGUGUUUGUUGGUUUGUGUUUUUUUUUAAGUUAGUACUUCAUGACUCCCACUCUCAGAGCAGGUCACUCGUACCAAGAGCCAGAGAGAUUUCUCUGAGACACGGAUGACAGUGUACAGUGUACAGGACAUCUGCCUAUUCCUCCCACUAAAGUUUAAUACACUGCUCAACGCCUGUCCUAGCUCCUCCUGCCAUGUGUAAAUGUACAGUCAAAGGGACUAGGAUGUUCCCUGAGCUCUGCACAGCUUAGGUACCGUCUCCAGCCUCACACUACCCAGGCUGCCUGAGCAGGACACUGCCAGUAAGCUCUGCAUUGCCAUGCUGCCCCACAGCCAUAAAGCUCAUUAACAGCAUUCUUCCACACGCAAUUGUUCUCAAAAUUAAAGAUGCUUUUUUUCCUAACCGUUUUUCUGUUCCCUGGAAGCCCUGGGCCAAGCCCGGUGCGGCUCGGUCCUUGGAGGAGCGAACGUGUUGCACUGAGGUCUCCACACCCCGCCAACACCUGCAGAGUGGUGCAGUCACAGCAGACCCCAAGCGGAGCUCCUCAGAGAAAAGUAAUAACUAAAUAUUUAUGACAAGUACAGUCACCUUUUGAAUUUUGGAGACUAGCACAGAUGGCUUUGAAGAACCUCACAAAACUGACAUGGUUUACAACUGGAGAAAGACCCAGACAGGUUAGGAAUAUACAGGGUACUGUGAAGCGUUGGGUACGUACACGUACAUCUGCCAUUGUCUCAGAGUCAAACACAUUCUAAGAACCCUGCAAAAAGACUAUUUUAAACCGCUGUUGCCCUGAGAUGUAUGUCUAGAGCUGAUUGUUUUUGAGUUCCAAAAUAUUUGUGUUGCGAGAGACGGGAAGUUUUUCAUGAGAGACUUAACACAGAGGAAUGGAAACGCUAGCAGGGCGCGGGGGCAGGCGUCCCACCAGCAGCAUGUUUCCAUUCGUACACGGGAUUAAUUCUGGGUGCAGUCAGUGCUCUUCCGUAGCGCUGGGAAAAAAGAGACACCCACAAAACAAUUGUUUAGUACUGAAGCUAAGCACAGCAUAUCUUAAUCUUCUCAACCACAAGCCAAGGCACUGCUCCCCCUCACCCUGAUCUGUCAGAAACUCCUGGUUAACCUCAGACGUGCAAAUUACUGAACACACAUUGUUCUGCUGAAAUUGCAGAAACGCUUAAAUCCUUCCACAGCGAGUUAUUUAAAAGAAAAAAAUCUUCAGAAGUUCCAGUGCCAACGCCUUCUGGAGUUGUUGCUUAGUUUCCUGAGCCAGUAUAAAAAGAAAUUCAAAUCAGGACAAAGUCUCGUUACAGUACAGAUUCCACCCCCACCCCCCUGCCCCAUUUUUGGCCCGUUUCCUUCCCCUGCAACUGUCAACAACUGGACCAAAACGUCACCCUCCCCUAAGAAGGUCCGAGGGUAGGUUUUAAGCUCCAGGCUCAGUUCAGUUCUGUUGCUUCAGUUUGUGUUUCUGUUAUUUAUGAACUGUACAUGUAUAUGUGUGUGUGCGUGUGUGUGUGUGCAUGUGCACGCCUGUGCGCGUGCGUGCGUGAGCGCGAGGGAGCCAGCAAGAGCGUGCGAGCGCGCCCGAGCCCCGCGCGGCCGGGUUACCGAUGUGGCCUCGGGCCUGGUACCUGGCGUAGCAAUACCAGAGGCAAUCCCCAGAGGUGCUUGCAGCACCAGAGCAAAGCAACCACUAUCCGUAAUGUUUUGUGAGCAGCUCCAUUUUCUUUUUCGUUCUUGUGCUUUCUACAGUAAGAGGCUGUUCUUGUGCAAACUGGUCAAAGUGUAACAAAACAAAACAAAAACCCACACUCAGAUUUUUAUCUUAAUACAAGUCUUAAUAUUUUUUUGUAAAUGUUUUCAGUGUUUACUGUAACGUAUCUAUCUCACUAACAGUUGUAUAUAGUAACUUACUUCUGGUGCUGCUUAUUCGGUCAGGAUUUGGCUGUAUCUCACUGCUGUUUUGGAGAGGUGGACUCAAGCUAGCAAAUCUGGAUCCAGACAGAGGUUAUGAUUGCAACUGCCUCCCGUGGGGAUCUGAGGGAAGGGAAAGGGAGAGACACCAGGGAUCCAGAUUUGGAGUUGGCCCACCUCAAGGAUUCUGUUUUAAGAGUUUUGAUUUGGGGUUUUGUUAAACUGUAGUGAAUGCUUCUGAAAAAUGAGCAAAGCUUUGUGUAAAGGGGGAUGAAACAGACUGAAUAGUAUCCCAAGGUCUCUGCGAACUGUAAACACCAUCAUUUUGGACAGGGAUUAUGGCUUCAGUGCCAAAAGACCAGAGGGACCUAAGUCCUUCCCCAUGCCAACUAAUACUACAGUAUAGUCACGAGCCCCUUUUGCACCAGUUUAAGCAAAUCCUACCACCAUCCAAAGAGUCCUGCGUCACUCUGCAUCGUCAUUUGAGUCUGGUUGGUUUUGUUUUCUGCUUUUGCAGUUGUAAAGCACUGAUUGCACUGUGAGAACACGCUGAAUCCUCUGGCCUAGGAGCCAGCCCCUUAAGUUGCUGCAGGGUGCAGGACGCAAGUUCUGCUACUACAAAUAUUCCUAAAGGGUGAAGGGACUUCUUGGACCUAAGCGAGGCAUCACGGGCUCUCCUAGGGAAGCAAUCGGCAAGUACUCAAUCAUUUCCAAAGUUUAGAGCGCUCAUAGGCUUUUCCCUGUUACUAAUGUCCAUACCCAGAUGCAAUAGAAAACUUAACUGAGGCCUGUUCUGUGAUGAACAAGGAGAGAACUUUUGGUCACGGGAGAUGGAAAAUUCACUGACACAUUCAGCCAGGACAGCCACAAGCUGUGGCUCAUAGAUGUGAUCUGCAAGAGGCUCAUUUCCCCCAGCGAUCCCAGGGCAGGGGAGCAGCCCUUGCUGGCAGCAGCGCCUGUGGCCAGCAGCGUCCAGUAGCUCCACCAAGGUCACUGCCCCGUCCGUAGCACGUACCUUUGCCUGGAGAGCAGAAAGUCUGAAGGGAACAGCUGUGACACUGUCCCUGGGGUGGGUGGGAGGGCUCCCAUGCAGCACUCCGUCCUUCCCACCCGCAGUGGCUGUCGGGGUCAGCCUUCCCCCCAAGGUUUGCAUUCAAAGCAAUCCAGGCCUCCAGCCUGGCCAGUACUGGGGUCAGCGUAUGGCUCUGUGGCCACCAGGAGAUCCCUUAACUGGCCAUGGGAAGGGACACUGCCCAUCUCCAGGUGGGCCCCUGACUCAUCAAGGACUUCUCAGCCACAAGGCUUAGACAUGUGGCAUGUGCCCUGCUCCACCCCCGCGCAGGUAACUCUUGCCUUUUCCUUUUCCCUUGGGAAAACUACACGCGGUGGGAGAGGGGGGACAACAGCAGCAGGCUAACACACAGCUCAUUGGCUUUACAAACUAAAUCCAAUUGUGAGGGUGUCACACAACAUUCAGAAACAACCACCUUUUGGAAAAGGGUGUCACGUUCAGCAUUGACUUUCCCAGACCACCUGAGCUGUGACACUGCUGUAAAUGCCGUGUGGUUCUGCAUCAGCUACCGGUCCCCCAGAGUGCAGUCUCCAUGUUCACAUAUUCCUUUAUCAUACAUCACUGUGUCUUAAGAUAUACCUCUCUCUGUAUAUCUGCUUAGGCUGAUACUUGUUCCUGAUAAGCAGUCGCUAUGUUUUAUAUCCUCUUAUAAAGAAAAAUCUUUUUUUUGUAAGUAUGUUUAAAAACAAAAAAGCAAAGUGGAAGUGUUUGCUGAAUCUCCUUCAGCUCCUUUUAAACUAUGUAAUAAUGUACAGAGAAAGUUGUUGGUGUUCAAAGAAAUGACGUGGCCGUGCAAUUUAUGUACAUUUGCAAUUAGAAAUAUUAAAGAUUUAUUUAGAUAUUUUA
Messenger RNA from Falco peregrinus (peregrine falcon), 9191 nucleotides. It is a transcript of the gene DAB2IP, whose product is annotated as DAB2 interacting protein. The transcript has 16 exons. The record is from RefSeq and is a predicted model, not a curated record. NCBI's taxonomy places the organism in Eukaryota, Metazoa, Chordata, Aves, Falconiformes, Falconidae. The coding region runs from base 238 to 3804 and encodes 1188 amino acids. Gene Ontology annotation, biological process: regulation of GTPase activity.